Molecule: messenger RNA, 2996 nt
Organism: Oreochromis niloticus (Nile tilapia)
Lineage: Eukaryota; Metazoa; Chordata; Actinopteri; Cichliformes; Cichlidae
Exons: 6
Coding region: 1177-2577 (466 amino acids)
Source: RefSeq, a predicted model, not a curated record
CCCACUGAAAUAAAUUUCAGACUUCAUUUGUGGUGUGUUGGCUCUCUCUAGUGGUAUGUCCGGAGUGGUACGGCCUGUCUACCCUUAUUUGGGUAGCAAUGACGACACUAAGCAAUGACGACACUAUCAACGGCGCGUCUCUUCGCUCCUCCUCCGCUUUGAAAUUGACCGUAAACGUGCUUUUCUGAGACAGCGUCGCUAUCUCUUCGGUGGUAACGCGUCUUUCCCCCCCUCCUCCGCUUUGGAAUUGAACUUACAGGGAUUUUCUGAAGUGUUUACUAAGACACCCGUAAGCUUUUACAAGGCGUUAACUACAGCAGUCUUUAAUACCUCAACUCUUGCUUCAGCCAAGGUAAGUGUCCCCCUUAUAUUUUCUGUGUGUGUUCAGGUGAUAUCUAGAAAAUAGAGCUGUUGUUUGUAAUUAAAACUUUUAAGAUUAGAUGGUACAGUGUUUUUACUCUCUUCCAAACAGUAAAGUUCCUCUUUGUCUCUCAGUAGGAAAUCUAAACCAGACAGUACAAGGCUACAUUUCAGCGUUACAAGCCAAUCAGUUUGCUAAUUGUUCUGUGAGAUUUGUUUGCAAAGUUUAAGGUGUUAAAGCAGGAGCUGGCAUUCUGCCAGAGCCUCAGCAACAAGACCGCCUCCCAGCAACGAGACUGCCUGUCAGCCUUGCAAGGUACCCAAUUUUCCAAUUACUCUAUAACAAAACUGUUGUGGGCAACAAGACUGUCUCCUAUGUUUGCAAGCCAAUCACUUUGUUCUUGUAAGAUUUGUUUGAAAAGUUUGAGGUGGUAACUGAGCUGUGAACAUCCGGGUUUGCUUGCUGCUGGCAUUCGACCAGCGUCUCAGCAACAACACUGCCUCCCAGCUUUGCAAGGUAAUUACUUUCCCAAUUACUGUACACCAAAAUGGACUAACUGUCGUGGUCAACAAAUCUGCCUCCCAACUUUCAAGGUAAUCACUUUCCCAAUUACAAUAUACAAACUGUUAUGGAACUUUACUUAACAAAGCCUUAAGACCGGGUAGUGACACUAUCAAUAUGUCUAUUUAAAGAAAAGAGAUUUUUUUUUUAUUUAUUUAUUUUUUUUUUGUUCUUGUAGUCAUCUUGUCUAUCAAUGUAUCAGAGGGUUAAAAUAACAAAUUGCUUGAAAUGCCAAUAAUUAAUAUUCUGUUUUUAUGCUGACAUUCUACCAGAUGCCGAGAAAAAAUAAAAGAUCCCAGGCACAAAAGAAGCGCUGGAAACCACUUGACUUGGUCGAUCCUGCUGUCCCAAUGCUCACUGGCCACAACCAAGAUGAGGCAGUCAGUCGUUUUCCAUCUGACCAGCAGACGGCACCAGCCAGGUUAUCUUUGGAAACACAGGAUAGACCCACCUCCUUAUGUUCCCCAGGUCCCAAGCAGACAGCACCAGCCAGCUUGUCCUUGGAAACGGAGAAUAGACCCACCUCCUUAUGUCCUCCAGGCAGCAAGAUUUCAGACACUCGUCUACCAGCAAAACGAGUCUGGGCAACCGAUGAUUUCCACACGGCAUCAAAUUCUCCACCUAAAAAGCCUUUCCACAACACAAAUGAACAACUACUGACAGAGGAGCUACAGAGAAACGCAGUUCAGCACUUCUGGUGUGUCAGUGCAACUCAUUGUCAAAGUGAUGAAAGGUACACAGAAUUCUCUCGAAAUCAUCAGUGCACAUGUAAUGCCCUCACAUUCCUGGCCUACCUUAAUGAGGAACACCAGUUCAACACAGCCCGACUUGAUAAGGUGCUUGAACAGGGAGAUGCACUCUACUGUUGGAUUAAAACAAAUCUUCAGCAGGAGAGGCGUUAUACACAAAAUCAUCUGACCAUGGAGGACCUGCCCAAAGAAGUUCAUGCUGACAUAAAUGUCUACAGUGUGAAAAUGGACAACAUAAGGUACGGAUACCUGAAAGCAGAGGACAAAACUUAUCAAAGAAAAGGAUGGUGGUUGCCUCUUGCUAGUCGCCUUGUAUGUCUGUCAACAGAUGUGAACUAUGCUUUGCUCAUGGUUUCGCCUCAGUGCAUUGCAGUUUUCCGUGACAAAUCUGGGAGGUAUGGAUUAUUUGAUUCACAUUCAAGAAGUGCAGCAGGUUUACCCCAGCCAAAUGGAACAGCAGUCAUGCUCACUUUCACUCAUGUGAAUGACCUGAUCACCCACCUGCAUAACCUUUUCCAAAAUCAAGGCAGGUAUGCAAGAUAUGAGUUUGUGCCUGUUUCUUUCAAAAGAGUCAGCACUCACAACGAACAGCCUGCACAGUCAACUCAAGCAACACCAGGAGCAACAGCUACAUCACCACAAAAUGAUGAACCACAAAUCACAAAUCCCACUGUGCAAGUGCCUCAACCAGAAUCAGCCCAAACCUACAUGACAAUGUUAGAAAGUGCUUUAAACCCACAACAAGACAAAAUGGCUUCAAAUCAAAUUUGUGAACAUCAACUUGAAACAUCUGUUGAUCCAACAAGCAACAUCCAAACAGAACAACAAGAAAAUCUCGAACUCAAUAAUGAAAGAGAUAAAGUCCUAGAUAAACCCCCCAAAAAGCAAGAAAUGUAUGCAGAUUAAAUAAACGACGGCGUGGGAAAGCUAUUCGUCAAGCUCAAAGUCACAAGCAGCAUCUAAAAGCUAAAGAAAAAUCUUCAUCUGAAGACUUGGCAAAGAAGAUAAACAAAAAAAGACACGAAAAGCAACGAUAUGCCUGCUUUCCUGAAUUCGAAUGAAAAAAUUACAGGCUGUGAAAACUCAAUAUGCUCAAAACUGUCAUCGCCGUAAACAAAAACUGUUGUCAGCCAAAGGUUAUUAUGCAAAUCCUCAUAUUCAAGAGAAGAUAAAAGCCCACAAAGUGAAGAGAUACCAAAAUGAUCCUCAUUUUCAACAAAAAAAGAGAGACUACAUUAUCAGAAGAUAUACCACAGAUGCCAGCUUUCGAACCAGACAGAAACAAUAUGUGUUCCGAAGAUACAACACGGAUGCUGACUUUCAAA